Molecule: messenger RNA, 19467 nt
Organism: Besnoitia besnoiti
Lineage: Eukaryota; Apicomplexa; Conoidasida; Eucoccidiorida; Sarcocystidae
Exons: 21
Coding region: 1-19467 (6488 amino acids)
Biological process (GO): protein deubiquitination involved in ubiquitin-dependent protein catabolic process
Cellular component (GO): nucleus; cytoplasm
Molecular function (GO): calcium ion binding; cysteine-type deubiquitinase activity; K63-linked polyubiquitin modification-dependent protein binding
Source: RefSeq, a predicted model, not a curated record
AUGUUUCCGGAUCCAGGCCUGACCGGGCCACCGCCUCCUACUCCUCCGCCGUUCCUUUCGCAGGCGGAUGGGGCAACGACUCCGUUUCCUUCUUUUCCGCCGGCUCCGCUCCCUGCAGUUCCCUUUCUACGCAGCGAAAACUCUUUGUUCUCGGCGUUUUCGUCCGCCUCUUCUCCCUCGAGUCGCCGCCUCAUUGGGCAGCAGCGCGUAAGCAGCGAGUGCAUUGGGCUCGACCAAGAGACGCUUGUCGUUCGCUCUGCACCUUCAUCCUCCGCCGCAGCUUCCGCGCCGUCUGCCUCGUCCGCUACGUCUGCUUCUUGUGCCUCGUCUUCGCUAGCCGUGUCCCAGAGCGACGGUGCGGCGCAGCCUUCUGCGGCGCACAGCGUGGAUCUGUAUGCCUCUCCUGUUCACCGCGAAGACUCGGGCUGCGACACCGGCUCUUCAUCCCUGACCCCCGCCGGGGGGUCCCCCAAGCAGGGGGCGCCCUCUGCGCCUCCGUCGCCCCCGAUCUGGGCGAAUUGUGAGGCCGUUGACUGGGUCCUGUCCGCGCCUUGUUCGCUGCCCCUUGCGGUUCUGCCGACGUCCACGCAAGUGCUGCACGGCUAUCUGCGAAGUCUGCGCUUCGUGGCACGGCUUCUCACUCCCUUCCUGCCGCCCGCGACCGCCUUCGGCAAUCCAGUUGGAGCCCCGAGAGACGCCUCGCCGCUCGAGUCCCUUCUGGAGGAGGUGCGCAGCGCGCUCCCGCACAAAGUCCUCGGCGGCCUCCGAUACGUGCAGGCGACGCUUGACGCCGUUGACGAGGCGCUGUGGACGAAGCUGCAGCACCUCCUGCACAAGCCGAACGACGCAUACGCCCUCCACAGCUUCUUGCUCGACAUCAUCUCCAGAGUCAAGGCUCUAGCGCCUGGCGCGACGGCGAUCUUCCCGGGCGGCGUGUGCCUGCGGGCAGACAGUCGGCCGGUUUUUCUUCUCUUUCUGGUGCAUCGCCUAUCCAACAAUGAGGCCUCUCCAUCGCCGUUCUGCGGAAACGGAGUGGGCUACGCCGCCGGCGCUUACGCCUUCGGGGUCGUCAACGCCUCUGGAUUCGGUUCCGAGUUCCACGCCUACCGGCUUGAGCAACACCCCUGCCCAGGCUCCAUUCAGCGCGACCUGUUGCUGGUGUUGGAGGACGUCGAUCCGGAUCGCCUCGUCCACUCAUCUUUCUGGUUCACGCUUUACCGCGUUCUUCUUUCGCCGUCGCCGACGAAUUUCCAUUUCCUAUACACCGUUCUUCUGCCUCACCUCAACGGCAAACCGCUGCUGCACAACUGGGUCGUCGCGCCCGCGUUUUCGCCCUCGCCGGCAUUUGUCUGUCUGUCGUCUUCUUCCAACUCGGCGGCGUCGACCUCUUCGGCCGCGUCGUGGGAAGCGAAUGUCCUCUCGUCCUUGGCUGCGGCGAUCGGCGGGGGGGGCGGCGGCGAGCAGGGGAAGGGAGAGAAUGGGGAAGGAGGCGGGCACAGUGAGAAAAAAAACGCACAAGAGGCAAACGCAAGUGCCGCCCUCGUCAAACCCGCCAAACUUGGAGGCUGCUGGAGGCCUGCUCCGCAGCUCAGAACGGCAGGGUCGGCGAUUCAAGGCGCGCAAGCUGUCGUCGUGUUUCUUCUCAGGUGUGUCGGCUUUUCUGAGGAUGAGGCGUCGAGCGGAGAAGUAUUUCUACACCUCGGCCUUGCACUUCUUCUGCUGGAUGACCUCUGUCGCCUGCCGGCGCUCGCGGCCGCCGCGCUUUCGCCGGGCUCGAGUAUCCUGUCCUCCGUGUCUCAGUGGAUCAAGAAUUGCGCAGUUGGAGGCGAAAAUGUGCCUGGCUUAGGGUCCUCCGCCCUGUCGCCUCUCGCCUCUUUCGGCUUUGACCGGCCGCAGGCACUCCUCGUCUCCUUCGCCAUGCAGAACCUGGGUCGGCUCGCCAGCGACCAGGCCUGGCAGCGCGCCUUUUUCUCGUCUUCUGCGCGCUCGCUCCUCCUCGCGCCGCAGUACAAAUGUAUCUACGACACACUCCUGCGGCUGAAGGGCGAGACGAACGCGCGGCUGUCUCCCUCUGCGCGCGGCUUCGGCGCAGGCGGAUGCACGCUGCAGCUCGCUGCCUGCGCACCCGGGAUCCGGUUCCCUGGCGCUGCCGCCUUUCCGCACUUUGGCAGCUUCCGCCUGGACGGCGCCUCGCGCGACAAGGAAGCGGGGCAAACCGCUGCGCUGCCGUUUCUCCUCCCCGUUGACCUCAGCUCCGUCGCCGAGAGAAUCGAAACGGUAGACGGCGUCCUCAAGGCGCUGCGGAAGGCAGUCGAGGCGUGUGUGCUGCUCGCCAACCAGGAGACGCGCAUGCAGAACUCGUACUGCUUCAGAUUCCAGUUAAUCGUAGACCUGUUUCUGCGGGUCCUGCCGCUUCCUCUGCCGCCAACAGACCCGAUGGUAUCGCAGAGUCUGUGGCAUGCAGCGGCGCUCCGCCGCGACACGCAGAUCGAGUUGCUUCGUCUGCUGCACUGUCUGGCGCGGUACUUCGCUUCAACGUUCUUUUCGCUCCCCAACUCUCGCUCCAUGGACGCCGAGCGACUGACGACCAUGGCCGCGAUCUGCUGCCUCGUGGACUGCAUUCUUCGGCUGCCCGCGUGCGACGAUCCGUCGACGAUUUCGCUCUUUUACUCCGGGCAGGCUGAAGGGCCUGUUGCGCCGUUCGUCUUUGACAUCGCCGGCUUCGCUGAGGAGUCGUCUUUCCUGCUCUUCUAUGAUCCCGUCUGCGCGACGGCGCGCACGCAGAUUUUGGAUUACUUCAGCGCGCUGCGGCGCGACGUCCCUGCCUCGCACAUUCUGUUCGCCUGGGAGAAGGGCCUGCACUUAGGCGAGGGCGACCGUCUGUUUCUUGAGCAACUGGCGCUGCCCUGGGCCUUUCCGCGGCAGCGCCCCGGCUUGGAGCUGUAUCUCUCUGGAGAAAAGAGCGAGCUGAUUGAUUUUUUCCCCGAGCUGGGGUACCUCCGUGACGUCGUGUUCAUGUUCAAGGCGCUGAUGAGUCCCGCCGCGAAUGCCUUGCCCGAGCUGCGCCGGUGGACAGUCUCCGAUGCGACGCUGCGGUGGCGGUUCGACCCGACUGAGCAGCUCUUCACGGUGACUGCCUUCCAGAAGAAGUUGAAUUGUUCCUUCUUCGGCAAGGAGAACGACUACUACGAGAAGAUGAAGAAGGCGCAGCGGGGCGGCGGCGCGCUGUAUCGCCAGGGCCUUUUCCAGCGGCUCGCGCAGUGGCUGGGCGUCGGCGAGAAGCCGCGCGCGCCUCCUUCGGGGGCGGACCCUUCAAACCUCCUUCCCGCGGCUUCGCUGGCGGCUGGCGAGCGGAUCACCUCCGAGGAGGAUGUGCUCUACAUCGCGAAGCUUCCGACCUUCAACGGGAGCCUCCGGCCUCAGGACUGCGAGCUCCUUCUGCAGUACCUCACGGCGCCUUACCUGCGUAUCCCGCUCGUCACGCAGUUUUUCACCGAAGAGGGACGCGCGGACGCGCUGGCGCUGCCGCAGCUGCAGCACGUGCUCGCGGCAGUACUCUUCGAGCCUUGGCAUUUCCAACACGAAGCGGAGAAGGAAGCCCCGCAAGUCGUCCCUCCGGUCAGCCGCGACUACCUCGCCACGCCGCUGGGGCUUCUCUUCAACGAGCUGCGCCACUCGCCUGAGACGCUGCUCUCCUCGCUGGCUGAGCUCCUCGAGAUCGCAGUCGACAAGGAGACCGGCGCGUACACAGGCCCCAGCACCCUCCUGCUGCUCUUUGUCAUACGCGUCAUCGUGCGCGUGCAGAGCUACGUGCUCUGCAUCCUCCGCCACGACCAAUACUGGCGCCACAGCUGGCAAGGCGCCAACGUUCCCUCCGCGAGCGAUGUCGCGCAUCGCAGGCGGAAGGCAGCCGGCGAGGGAGGGGAGAGCGCUCGCUCCACGAGGCAGACAGAAACAGGGAAGCCGAAGGACGCGGAGACAUCUGCGCAGCAGGGGCUGCCUGUGAGUCGCAGCGGAUGGGCCGCGCGCGUGCGGGGCCUCUCGGGCAUGUCGACCAAGAGUCUGGCGACGCUCCGAAGCUGGCAAGAAAAACUCCAGGCCCGUCUCCACGGCGAAGUCCUGCAUCUGCUCGAGACGUGGGCCUACAAAGCUGUGGCUGACGCAGACGUCCGCGCGGCUUGCCGGCUGUAUGCUCACAUCGCUUUGCUGUACCAGAACUGCGUCUGGGAAGACCUCAAUCUGCACUCCGUCUCUGCGCUGCUCGUCUCGCUCUUCUUCAUCUUCUCACACCACAAAUUCUCCCUUGAACUCCCUCUCAGCGCUGCCUUCACCGCCGCGGGAUCCCCCGCGACUCCGCCCGCCCCAGGAGGGGCCCCCGCAGCCACAGGGGGGACCCAGGCCACGGGCGCGUCUCCGAACCCGACCGCCGGCGUGGCGGGAGGUGCGGCCAGCCGGCCCUCCCCCCCACUGGGCGUCGCCUCCCCGUUUUCAGGAAUUACGGGUGGCAGUGUCUCUGGUGUCACUGCCUCGGGGGCUGGCUUCAACAACAGCGCUACAGCAGCCGCGAUGGGGGUGAAGCGGCCCGGCACUCCCCGCCUGACUUUGGGCUCCACGACCGCGGUCGGAGGGGUCUCGGGGACAGCGGGGGAUGCGGGAAGCGGGCUCGAUGGCAGCGGUGGGGCGCAGGAGGGUGCGGGCGGCGGGUCGUCCUCGAGUGCUUCCUCUCCCGUUAACUCCGAAGACGCAGAGGCUCUCUUGGGUGGCGACUUGCUCGGAAUUUCUGACAUGGCCGUUUUCCAGCUCCUGCAGCUGCAUCGCCUUCAGCUGCUGCGGUGGCUCGAGGCUCAUCCAGGUGACAGGGGCGCGAACGAAGUGCUGGAAGCUGUCGUACGCACCGCCACCUUCACUGGCAAGCGCGCGCGCCGAGGCGCCAGCGGGCUCGUGUCCCUUCUCUCUGGAGCAGCGGGCCGCGGCGCGGGAGACACCAAUGUGGACCUCCUGGGGCUCGAAGAAGGCCCAGAGAAGAGCACUCUUGGGGACGAGAGCGCGGAGGUGGCGAGCCUCGUUGUGUCUCAAGCUGCUGGGGGAGAAGUAGGCGAAGCGAGCGCGCAUCUCUCUGCUGGCAGGGGCGGACGUAGGCGCGGGGAGGAAGAUGCGCUCGUCGUCCGCGAGUGGAGAGAGGUCGGGGACAGGGCCACAGCUGGAGGUGUCGGCGGUCGGGGGCGGUUCGCGCCCGAGUCGCUGGCGUCUGCAGGCGAAGAGGCGGGGGCGGGGUCGCCAUCGGGGCAAGAAGACGGCGACGAAGAGAGACAGCAGAGCAACCCAGAGCGCGGGGGCCAAGAGGGCGCGGAUCAGGGAGCGAAGGGAGGAAAAACGAGCAAGCCUGGAAAGAAAACGAAGGGGGCGACUGGGGGAGACUCUGUCAUGAGUCGAUUCAAGAGAUUUGUUGGUGCAGGAGGAGACAAAGGCGACGCAGGAAACGCGCUGGAAGGUGAGACGGGCCUGGAGAGAUACGAAGAGUGGUUACGGAAGCAGAUCGAUGUCCCAGGAGACACAGAAAUCAACCUACAGCUGGCGGAGUUCACGCUGAAGCGGAAUCAGAUGGAAAUGCUAGGCGAGUGGGCGAACGACUUUGCAGACUUCACGGAUUUGUUUGGCUUCGUGUCGCGCGAGUCGUCUUACCAGUGUGCGCUCGUCUCCAACACGACGCAGCGUCUCUGGUGCCGGCUGGUCGGGCGGCGCUACGACUUGCAGCGCUGGGAGCCGCCGGCGACGGAUGCGUUUCUCACCCCAACCGGAGGGCCGUUUGCCUCUCUGCUUCAGGACUUUACGCGCGUCUACUCGCCCUCUGCGUCGCUCGCGGAGGACGAAGCGUGGGUGGCGGCGAUCCUUAACCCGUGGCUCGCGAAGCGCGUGCUGCCGCCAAAUGCCGUUCUGCUUCUCCCGCGUGUGCAGGGCCCCAGGUACAUCGCCGUCGCCUCUUCGUUCUUCACGUCGACCGCGGAGAAGAUAAAGGGCGCCCUCGCCAGCGACAGGCCGGCCGCCGCCGGCGACGCGGAGCCGGAGGAGGCAGCCCGCAGUGAGCGCGAGAAGAGCCUCAACGCGGAAGGGACGGAGAAACCGAAGGACGCGCUGCGCACGAAAAGAGAGGGGGAGGCUGGGGGCGGCCAGAAGGGCGUCGCGAGCCCCGCCGACGAGCCACAGGAAACGAUUCAGGCUCCGUUCGUGCGACUCCUCUGCUUCUGCGAUCUCGAGGUCGCGACGCAUGCAGGCUGCGCCGUCGGCGCAGGCGAGGGCAGGGCCCAAAACGCCGACGAAGGCGUGACAGGCGGUCUAGGGGAAGAAGGCUUCCAGUCGUUCUAUGCGCCCGAGGUCGUUGUGCCUCCGCGGAUCUCUCACUACCACCCUCUCGACCUGCAAGACGUAGCCACGCUCCUCGCCGCUGGAGACGUUGAAGACAAACCGUCCAACGAAGGAGUCGCAGCUGCACUCUUGAGCGGCGCGGCGGCGACGAUUUCUGAGCUUUCGGGCGUCGGCUCUUCUGCCUCUUCGUCCUCCUCUUCGUCGGCGAUUCCGGCGCCGACGGUGCGCGUGCUGAAGGAGAUCGUCGUGCAGCGCGACCCGCCGCUGAUCCUUGUCUUCAACCUCGUUGAGCACGGGCGGCGUCUCUUCCGCGAGCUCUGCUACGUGUCUGAUGCGCGGCACAGCUUCGACUCCGUGGCUCCCAAGCGCCUCGACGAGACCGGCUUCGCGCCCGCUGCGUCGCUGUCGCCGGCGGACGCGUCCUCUGGCUCGUUCGCCCUGUUCAACGCGCCGGCGCCCGCGCUGUGCACCGGCCUCGCCUCGGCGUUCCCGCGCUCGGGCUGGCGCGGUCCGGUCUCCUUCUUCGCGACGAAGGAGGCAAAAGCCGAGGAGGAGAAAGCGGAGAAGGAGAAGAGCGAACUCAAGAAAGACAGUCGGGGAGCCGUGCGGCGAGCGAGAAGCGAUCUGCGCGCCGCCUGGCCCACCCUGGUUGUGGCUAGAAACCUCGACGCCGCGGCGGGCGAGGAGACUUACGUCCCGACUCGAUUUCUCCGAGGCCUCAUCCCCUUCUCGCUGCUGGAGGACUACGAGUUCUGGCAGCGCGCCAGGGACGGGCGCAUCUGCGGGUUGCCGCGUCCGCGCUCGGCGUCGCACGCGUCCAGCUCCGCGGCGCGCUUCGCGAUUCACGUUUCUCUGAUUCACACCAAAGCCGCCCUGGCGGGGAAGAAGUGCGUCGAGCUGUCUGAAGCCUCUGCAGUCGUGCAGCGCGUGCCUCUCAAGGCGAAAAGCAAAGCGCGGCCUUUGCCCGCGGCCGCAGCGGUCGCCAGCGGCGGCGAGGACGACAGGCACGCGGUGCAGGAGGAGACGCAGACGCUCUUCAAUCUGCAGCUGGUCGAGAGAGGCAAUCCGCUGUUUGAGGUCGUGGAGAGUCUGAAGCGCGUCGAGGAGCUGAGUCACAUUCUCGUCUGGAGCACCGGCGGCGCCGCGCCCGAGAGCCACGACGACCUCGCCGCUCUCAGGCAGCCGCUCGCCAUGGACUUAAUCGAGCUCCCAAGGCUCGGUCUCACGUUCCGCGCGCAACGCCCACCUGUUCGCUCCCCGACUGCGGCCGCGUCCCAGGGCGCCGCCGCCCCUGGCAAGGCGCCAGCGGCUCCUGCGCUGACGACGAAGUACUUGUGCGAGCAGCACAGCGGGCUCUUCUUGUCGACGGGCGAGAUUCUCAAGUCGCCGCUGACGGCGCGGCUGAUUCAGGGCCUGCCGCCCUCGCUCCUGCUGUCGAACGAAGAGGGCGACCUGUUUCUCCUUCUCGCCGCGACCGCCAAGCCGUACCGUGUCUUCCCGCGGGCCUCGCUCGCCCUGCUUCCGUCGCCGGCGUCGCUCGGCGAGGACGGGGGCGGGUGCGGCUCCAGCGCGAGUGGGCACUCGCUGGGAGGCGCAGACGCGCGAAGGAAGGAUGAAAAGAAGGACAGAGGGUGCGGCAGAGCCGCGGGAACGAGUGCAGUAGGCCAGGCAGUGGCUGCGUUCAUGCGCGGCGGAAAAGCCGACCAGGACGCGGCAGAUGGAAGGGGCUGUAUAUACAGCGCGCAACACCUUCUGGAUCUGCUUGAGCCGUCGGUAGUGUUCGACUAUUCAGACUCGCACUGGCUGUCGUCUCUGCGCGGGUCGCGGCACUACGUGUACCCGAUUCACUCUUCGCGUUCCUUCCUCUUCAUCCCGACGGCGGCGGCGGGGCUGUACCUUCUGCUGCUGCGUUACUUGGCGCGGCAGUACGCAGAGGUUUGCCAGCUCGUGGAGACGAUUGUCUUCGCGGAAGACGCCGAGAAGACCUCCCUGGAGGAACAGCAGAUCUGGCACCUCAUCGGGCAGCUGCAGGUCUUCAACCGGGACUCGCACCCCGACGCCCACGCCUGUCGCGUCAAGCUUUGGCUCGCGGCGCAUCGCCAGGGUCUCACGAGCUGCGGCCUCGGGGCGGAGCGGCAAGAGGCGUCAGCGGGCGAGGGCCUUCUGGGCGGCGCAAACGCCUGCGACGGCGACGGCCGCGAGAGCGACGCAGGCGGCAGGGGCGGCGACAGCGAGAGCGGCCGCGAAGGCCGGAAGCGCGGACUCAGCCGAAAGCCCACCAGCAAGUCUGCCUCCUCCUCCUCGGCGCCUGCAGGGGCUGCGGGCGCGGAGCGCGACCGGCACAAGGCCUGCUCCCGCGGCGGGCCGCUGGGGCAGGCGCGGCGUCCUCGGCCUCUGGAGAAGAAAAAGGGCGGCAAGGGCUCGUGGUUCUCGCAGUUUGGGCCUAAGCGACUCCUCGCCUCGUCCGCCGCGCGCCAGGGCUACGACGGCGAGAAGGCACGCGGAGGAGGAGGCGCGGGGGGGCUCGGGUCGGGGGGGAGCCCGCUCGCUCCUGGGGCAUCGGGGCGGGCUUCGGGGGAGGCGGCGAGCGGGGCCUCGGCCGCUGGGCUCUUCCGAUCUUUUUUUGCCUCCUGGGACAUCUGUCAGGAUUUGUUGCUGUAUGUGCGCAAGGCGCGCUUCGUCUCGGCGGCCUGUCGCCUCUCCCUCGAGGAGGAGUUGGAGCUUCUGCGGCUCUGCCCUGCCCAUCUCCAGUCGCUCCCCGAGGUGGGGAACCGACUUGCGGUGCUCGUGGCGAUGCUAGACGGCACGCAUGCGGCUCCUGCGAAGAAGCCGCAGGCCCCCGCUGCCGGCGGGGGGGACAGCGCGGCGGUAGACAUCUCGGGAUCCGCACCUCGCACCGCCGCCGCCGCGCCGCAGGCCUCCAGUGCCUUGGUGUCCGUGGCGUCGCUGACCGUGCCGGCGAUUCCCCACAUUGACGACUUUGACACCGUGGCGUACUCGAGCUGUUUGUCGUCUUCGGAGGACUGGUCGCUCUCGGCGUUCGUCGAUGCAUGCAGCCACUUUGUGUCGAAUUUCGCGGUGCGGCGGGCGGAUCACGAGGACGCGCUCCAGGGCCCAGAAGCGCUCUCGUUUGUCGGCAAGCUCGCAGAGAAUGGCAUCCGGCUUGCGGACUUUUUGCUGCUCUACGAGCUCCUCACAAAUGCCUUCCCCCUACGUGUCUUCCCCGGCGAGGCGCCGCACCUCUGGGGCGCGCUCUUCACCCGGUUUCUGCCGUCGUGGGACGUCAAGUCGAAGAACAAGAGCGUGGCGAUCCUGCGUGUGCUCAUGGACAACCCGGCGCUCGCCGCCAGCUUCCCCCACCUGCAAGAAAGCGACAAAAAGUCACGACUGCCGUCGCUCGGCCUCGUCUUCCGCACGCAGGAGCCCUUUCAGCGGCUCCUGAAGGACAUUCAGCAGACGCUGGCAGACCUGCAGAACUCGGGGAAGCUGAAAAAUCCGCGAGUCCUGCCCGCGGGGCUCCUGCGCCGCAUCCCCAACGCGGUCAGGGUCUGGCCUGCGGCAGCCUGGCAAAAUCGACGCGCGCUGUCGCUCCGCGUGCUUGACUACUCCUGCGCCUCUCGCGCGCUCUUCCCCGUGGAGGGAAAACGCUACGAGGCAGUGUUUGCUGCCUACGCCGAGCAGCAAAAAGUCGCGCUCGCCAGCCUCGCAGACGCCCAGCGCGACGGCAGGAGCCCGGCUGCAGCGGGCGGCGAGGCCCCAGGCGCAGGCGGAGGGAGGAAGACGGAUCCUGCGGCGGAGAAGACGAAGAAACCCGAGGUGGACGAGCGCCAGCAGAGCGACGAUGCGGCCGCGGCGCGCGGCGGCAGAGCGGAGGGGCGCGACGCGCUCGGCGCGGACGAAUGGCUGCUCACCAAAGAGGCGAUCGAGGUCUUCGCGGCGCAGCCGCUCGCCGGCCUCGGGCUCGCGAACUUUGUCGUGUGGGAGACAGAGGAAGCAAAGGAGAGAACACCGAAGAAGGGAGCACUGCCCUUCGUACUGGAUCACCAUCCCGCUGCGCAGACGCGCAUCGGACAAGCAACCCUCGAGAGACUCCGCCACGAAGUCCAGACUUACGACGAACAGGUUUCCAAGCAUUCUCAGCCGAUCCUCAGGGGCUUCUCGCGCCCCGAAGUCCGCGGGAUGCUGUGCAACUCCUCGUCGCUCGCGAAGGUCGUGGCGUUCCUCUCGUCGCUGCGGCAGCGGCUCUUCCAGUCGUUCCUGUCGGACGGGAAGUUCGUGGAUCGCGCCAUUCGUUUGAUAUCCGCGGUCUGCAACUCGCUGCCCGAGUUCAGUCCUUCGGCGUGCGGCGCGGAGGGGGAGGAGGCGCGCGAGCGAGACGACGAACGCGGCGUGAGCGCCGAAGACGCCGACGCCUCCGCGGCGGCCUUCGAGGCACUCGUCACGCAGGACAUCCUCAGCAAGCAGAGCUCGGCGCUCGCGCAGGAGCGCGGUGCCGAAGAGGGCGGCGGACGAGGCUCGGCGCAUGUGCAGCAGUGGCUGUUUGGCGCGGGAGAGGGAGGAGGGAGCUACGAGGAAAGCAGAAAAGGAAGCAAACAAAAAACGCUCGCGCAGCUCGAGUGGGCUUUCACGCUCGGCAAGCUCGCCGGCGACGAACCCACCCUGUCCUUCGACUUCCUCGUCUCCCUCAUGAUGAGUCAAGACGCCGAACAGUACCUCCAAAAAAUCAACCCCUUCCUCGACCGAGGCAUGCUUCUGGACGUGUUUAGUCUCGUGGGCGGCGUGCUGCUCGCGGUCAAUCGGCGUGCACAGGUCUGUCGCUGUCUGCGCGAGGUGGUAUGCCUGAUGCGGCUUCUGAAGAAGCACUCGACAGCUCUGCGCGGCUCGGCGUCGUCGCUCGACAGGGGCAAGGCGUCCUCUCCGCGGAUCUCGAAUAUGCUGCCUUACACCUGUCACCGGGAGCACGCGGAGAAGUCGCUUCCUGCCUCGUCUUCUUCUGGGGUUGCUGCGGCGCGGGCGGCGGUGUCGGCGGCGGAAGAGAGGCGCGACCCCGACGGCGAGGAGGUCGAGGACUUGGAGCAGGCCAUCAUCGCCAUCCGCAUGCGCGCGGCGAGUUGCGCCGAGCAGCUCACGGCUAAGCGUCACUCGAUGCACCCUGAGUCAGCUGCGCGCGCGUCUCUGGAGUCUUCCUCGUGUGGUGGCGGCGCGCACGCGGUGUCCUAUGAUCCACGCUACCUCGUGUUUGAGUUCGCCUACAACCUUCUGCUGCGCGGUUCGCAGGUGGCGCUCCUUGAGCAGUUUCAGCAGCACGUGCGCGAGGGGCGUUCGCUGUGUCAUCAGAUGAUCAUGGGCGCUGGCAAAACGACAGUCAUUUCUCCGCUUUUGGCUUUGCUCCUGGCUGACGGCUCACGGCUGGUUGCGGAAGUCGUGCCGCUCAACCUCCUCGAGUUCACGCGCUCGGUCCUGCGCGAGCGCUUCUCCGCAGUCAUCCGCAAAGGCGUGCACACCCUCCACUUCUCGCGCUACAGCCACGCCAGCCAGCAUGUCUACCUGAAGCUCCUCCAGGCAAAGGAGACAAAGUCGAUCGUCCUCUUUGACCCCACCACGCUCAAGAGCUUCUUCCUCAAAGCAAUCCACCUGCUGCACACCCUCGACCUUGCGUACCGAGCCAGAGAGUACAUCGAAGAAGUCCAGCGACUCUCAGAAAUUGAAAAAGCUGUCAUCGCGGGCCGCUCGCAACUCCAGAAGCUCCAGACCAACUUCGCCAAGCUACUCGGCCUCCAGAAAUCCGACGACCGCGAUCUCGGCCACCUGGACCCCGCGUCGCUUUCGGUUCCCGAGCGCCUGACGGAGCUCGAGCUGCGUCAGUGCCGGCGGGAGCUCGACUUUUCUCUGCGAAUUCUGCACAUCUUCUCCACCGGCGUCCUCUUGAUUGACGAGAUCGACCUCAUCCUGCAUCCGCUGCGCAGCGAGCUGCACUGGCCAGUCGGCCGCAAGCAGCCGCUGGACUUCACCACGCGCGAUUCUUCGCUUCUGCCGCUGCCAGCCUCCUCAGUGCGCCCGUCGGCGUCGUCAGCGGCGCUCUACUUCUCGCAGAGAGGCGCGGCGCCCGCGCGCGCGCUGGCGGCGGACGCCGCCAGCUUCCGUGAGGCGCCCCAGGAGGGGGCCUGGGGCGAGGCUGCCCCGCAGGGCGGGGCGCCUGCCCCGCCCAGAGACCCGCCGCUGGCCUUCCUGUUCCUCGAAGAAGACCGCGGAGGCGGCCUGCGUUGGAAGCUGCCGUGGCACAUCCUCGACGCGCUUUUCUUCUGCGAGGGCGACGCCAAGGGGACGCCGCGCGGCUCUCGGCGGAGGCGCCGGCGCGCGGCUGAGGAUGGGCAGAUGACUGUGCCGCUCACCAACAGUGCGGAGGCGUGGAAGACUUUGGCGGAGAUCGGAAAGGCCAUCAAGGCAGGACUAGCGCAGAAGGCCCUCCUGAAGAAUCCGCACUUUGUGCUGCUCUCCGUCAGCUGGUAUGAGGAACAGCUCAAGCCCCUCCUCGCGCAGUGGACACUCCUCGGCCUGACUGUUUUCUGGAAAUUCGCCGGUCUCACCGACCAGCAGGCGCUGCAGUACCUGACGCUGCCGCUGGACGUGGGGCCCUCGGCCUCCUCCCGCGCGGCGGCUGCGGCCUGUCCGGCGGGCGAAGGCAUGAGUGCCGCGUCCUUCAGCGGCGACUUGAUGUACGUAGAUCUCUUUGAGGCCGUCGAUCGGCUCCAAGACGGUCACGUCAAGCUGCUCAACCUGGCGAGAGAGUGGCUCAACAGCCUCUUGCCCCAUGUACUCAAGAAAAUCAACCGAGUCAGCUACGGCGUGAUGACAAUCCCCGAGCUGGAGCAGCACCUGCGCUUGAAUCCGGCGCUGCCGCGGACUCGCCAGCUGCUCGCCAUUCCGUUCGUGGGCAAAGACACGCCGAGUCAUGCCUCUGAGUUCGCGCACCCCGACGUCGUGAUUGGCGUGACGAUUCUCAGCUUCCGCUACCAAGGCCUGCGUUUCUUCGACUUCCUCGCAGUCCUCUCAGACCAGCAGGAGCGCCUCGAGACGCACCAUUGCCUCGCCUUCGGGGGCCUCUCCUCGAGGCUGCCCUUCCGCGAGUACGUCCAGUGGGUCGCCCGCGCGGGCGGCUGUGUCCGGGGGACGCGGCGGCGCCUCGACCGCGACACGGCCUGGCUGCGGAGCCUUUUCACUGGCCAGGAGCUGGCGGCGCAGAGCCGCGCCCGCGGGGGCGGCGAGUUCGCGGGCAAAGGCGCCCGCAUCGAAGAAGACGCGCGAACGCUCACGACGUCCGCAGGCACGGCGAGCACGGAGAGCUCGGACUCGUUGUUUUCCAGCGAAGAAGAGGCGGAGAGAGACGCGAAGACAGGCGCAGAGGGGGACGGCGAAGGCCCGCGAGAAGGCAAGGUGAGAAGGCGGUUUUUGCGCCUGCGAGGCCUCCGGGCGCGCAGACCCUCGCGGCGGAGACCGCGGCGCGAGAGCGGCCUGCUGGGUGGCGCCGUGGGGUCUGCGGCGGCGUCUCGGCGCCCGCUGCACGCGUACCCGCCAGACGUCGACGAGCACGGCGGCCGCACGACCACGCGCGACUUGGAUUCGCUCCUUUUUCAAAAAAUGUGGCCCCUAGACCUUCUAGAUCUGUCUAACCGGGAGCACGUGGACUGCGCGUACAGACUGCUCUGGCGCGAGCCGCUUGUGAUUGCCGCUUAUCUCUUUCGGCUGGUCUUCCCCUCGACGCUCGAGUACGCAGGUCAGCAGCUCUCGGCCUCUGGCCAGGAGAUCGGCGGCGACAUGCUGUUCCCGAUUCGGCUGGGGUUCUCCGGAACGCCCUCGGACCUGCUGCCGGUCGAGAUGGGCGCGUGCAACUACGAGGCGGGGACCGACGGGAAGAUGCUAAAGUGCCUCACAGACGCCUCCGUGCUCUCCUUCCAAGUCCUCCAAGAGAGCUGGACUGUGGAGACGCUCCUCGACUUCGUCGCCAACAACUCGGGCGGCGCCGAGAGACGCAGGACCGGCGCGGCGGCCGCGCCGCACGCGCCGCAUCAGGACAAGCAGGACCCGGGAGGGCGGCAGGUCGCGGGCGGAGGCGUGGACGAACGAGGGGGAGGGGGACGCCUGGGCGGGCGCCCGCUCGCGCUCAUCGACACCGGCGCACUCAUCACGGGGAAAUCGAAUCUCGAAGUCGCCGCGACCCUCCUCUCCAGGGGCCUUCCAGACAUGGAGGGCGUCGUCUUCCUCGAUGAACAGGACCGGCAAAUGGUGCUCGUGCGAGAAGACUGGAAGGUCGUCAAGCUCGCCCAGUGCGGCAUCGCCGUGGACAAGCGCUUCACUUUCUACGACCACGUUCAUACGACGGGACAGGAUAUCAAGCAGGCGCCAGACGCGACUGCCUUCCUCACCAUCGGCAAAGACAUGACGUUCCGCGACUACGCGCAGGGGGCUUGGCGCAUGCGCGGCAUCGGCAAAGGCCAGAAGAUCUGCCUGCUGCUUCCUCCCGAAAUCGCAGAGUUGGUUGUGAAGCACGCGCGCCUCGCGCAGACCCUGGGCUUCGGUGAAACGCUCUUCCCCAGCGAGGAGGCCGCAGACCAGGCGACGAAGGCGCCCUCGGCGUCAGGGAGCCUGCGGGCGAUGUUCAGGAGCGGCGCGCCGUUCGCGACUCCAAGGCAAGCCAGCGCACACCUCCCUCCGCUUCCGGCUUCAUCUCCGUCGUCGCUCGGCUCGCUCGCGCCUUCCUUUCCUCCCCACGGCGCAGCGCGGCCAGCAGGCGACGGCAGCCGGGACGCGUCGUUCGCGAAGGCCGCGGACGCUUCGCUGGGCAAGCGCGAGAGCGGGGCGCCUGUCGCGGAGAGGCGACGGUCAGUUCUGACGCCUGAGCAGACUGCGCGGGGCCUGGCGGAGAUUUGCAGUUGGCUGGUUGUUCGUGGGAUCGCGACUGAGUCGCUGCAGUCGCGGUUGCUGUCGCAGCAGAAUCUGAUGAACAUCUGGCGCAAGCAGGCUUACGGGCGGCUGCAGUCGGAUCACUCGAGCAUCGGUACGUCGGAGACCUCGUCGUCGCUGCUGCGCUGUCUCGACGUGUUUCGCGAAAAGAUCGAGUUCAGCGUCGCCACCCAGGCGCCGGUUCUCAUGUCCCUCCGCGACAAGCUCGGCGCGAUGGCGGAGGCGCAUGCAGAGCUGCUGGAUGGCGCAGACGCGGCGGAGAGCGCUCGCGUGAAGCAGAAAGUCCUCGCGAUCCUCGUGCGAGUGCAGCAGGAAUCCGAAGACGCGCGGCAACACAAGCAAGGCAGCGCGCUCUUCGCGGCCAGCCCGGCGCUCUUCAGCGAAGUCUUUGAUGGCGCAGACACCGGCCGCAUAGACGCGAUGGAGGCUGAAAUCGAGCAGGAACAGGAGCAGGAACAGGAACAAGAGCAGGAACAGGAGCAGGAACAAGAAGUUGAGCAGGAGAAGGAAGAAGAGCGCGUUCCCGAGGCGGAGGAGGCCCCGGCGCCGCUGCGCUACUCACGGACAGACCAGGAGCACAAGCCGUGGCUGCUGCAGACGCUGUCAGCGCCGCCAGACUACCACACGCAGGGGUUUUACCCGUUUGCGGAGUUCUCGGUCUUCCACAAGCUCUCGCAGAAGCCCGGAAAGUCGCUGCCGUUCCCCCGCUACCUCCUCAUGUCCGGAAACCACUUCCGCCCCUCGUGGAGCUACAACUCGCAUCGCCGCCUGAAGAACGUGAUCAUUGUCAUGGAGUGCCUGCCAGACUGGGGCGACGGCGAGCUCGACGACGGAGAGGGAGAGGCCGCGGCACCCGGUGUGGCAGAUCUCCAGGGAGAAAACGCAGGCGACGCGCCGGCGCGCGCGGGCGACGCGGAGUGGUGGUGGCGACGCGGCAAGCAGCGCGAAGAGGAGAAGCGAAAGGCGGAAGAAGUCAAGCUAAGGCGGCAGCGCGUCAAGGAGGUGUUUGAUCUCUUCGACACCCAGCAGAAGGGCUACAUCGAAGAAAGCGACUUGCCUGAACUCCUCCGCGCCUACCUCCUCGAUGUCGGGACUCCCGUCGAAGGUCAGGCCCUCGCCUACAUCGUUCUGCGCCGCAUCCUCCAGCGAAGGCGAAAGCUCAGCAGAAGCCUCGCUCCUAGCGCCGGCGCAGGCGGCCGCCUUGCGUCGUCUGCCUCACCGUCGUCGUCUGUGCUGUCGCAGGCUUCCGCGCGCGUGGCGGCGGCGAUCGGCGGCAUGAAUCCCCUGAGCCUGCGACACCGAAGGGCAUCUGCCUCGUCGUCAACGUCGCCUCCCCCGGCCUUCGCUUCGCACUCUUCAUCGCCCUACGCCUCGGCGAAGGGCGACAGCGCCCCAGCGUGCCCUGCGCCUGUCGCCGGCGAGCGCGGGGGGAGGCGGACGGCGGCGACGCAGAUGGACUCCCUGGCGGCGCUCUUUGGCGGAGUAGGCAAGCCGGCGGAGGCGAAAAAAGGAGACACUCGCGGCGACGAAAUCGUCUUCGAGCCCGAUCCGUUCUCCCUGUUCGCGCCGCAGCUUGGGCCGCCGCCGGCGGUCUGCCCGCCAUCGGGCGGGCAGACCGCCGUGCAGGGUGUGAGCUCAGACAACUCCGAUCUCCUCUCGAGCGGGCUUGCCUUCUCCGCCUCACCCGCCGGGGCUUCUUCCGGCGGAGGGGGUCUCCUGGGUCUCGAGGGGCUGACGAGCCCCGUGCGGGGCGCAGACGCGCCACAGGACGCUCUCGUUUCCGGCCUUUCGCCGCCGCCGACCGCCGCGUCGUUGCCUCUUCUCUCUGAUGGUUUGGCCGCGUCCGGCGCACCUGCGCAGCCUGCGCAGGCUGGAGGGUUCCCUCCGCUUCAGCUGCGUGCCGCCGGCGAGGGCGAGGAGAGGAGGCAAGACGGGAAGCUCGAGAUCACGGUUGAAGACCUCGAGUUUGCUCUCAGUGACUCGCUCUUGUUUCAGCAUAAACCGGAUCGCUUCUUCGUGGUUUUGACUCUGGAGGAGGCCGAAGGCGUCCGCGCCGCGCUCCACGUCAUGCAGGAACAGAAUUCGUCUUCUCUCGUCAAAGGGAAGAGAUGCGCUGUCGCGCUCAGAAACCUCUCUGCGCGAUUCCAGACGGUCGACGCCUCGCCGCUCUUCCAAAAGAAAAAGCACCGACUUGCGUCGCUUCUCGGCGUCCAGUCCCAGACUGCGCACGCCUGUUCACGGUUCCUGAACAGCUGUCUGCUUUACUCGAGCCGCCACAUUUCGCUGCUGCUCGACGUGCUGCGGACAACACCGUGUCAGGACCGCGAGGAGUUCUUUUUCGCGGUGCGGCAGUGUCGGCGGCGGAACCAGGCGGCAGACUGGCGCCAGCUCUCCGUCGCGCGGUUGUUCUCAGCCGCCGAAGACACCGCAGUCCUCCAGGUUCGCACGCUACUGACCGGCCGGCUGCGCCGCGUCCUCCGCGACCGGCACAUGUCUGCAGCCGACGCCUUCCGCGCCUUCGACGUCCUCCGCAGAGGGUCGCUGCAGCCCGCGGAGCUUCUCGCGGGCCUCGAGUGGAUCGGCGGCAAGCAGCUCGCAGCACUGGCCGCAGUCCGCGGCGCGAGCGGCGCCAAGGACGCCGAGGCGCUCCUGAGGUUCUUUGACCUCGACCGGGACGGCGUCGUCAGCGAGUCGGACUUCCUCGCCGUCGUCGGGGAGCAGCUGCCCGCGCGCCAGGACGUCGCACACGAGGGGCGCAACGCGGCGGAGCAGCGGCUAGAGACAGAGGCCAGGGGUGGAGCGGCGCGCGGCGACGCGGGCGACGUCGCCGGUCGGAGAGAUGGCACGCAGCCCUCCCUCGCGUCGCAGCCGAGUCUGGGCGAGCGCGUCCUCGGGGCGGUUCUUGGAGAGGCCGCGCCGCUCUCGGCGGGCGGGAAGGGCGCAGAGGAGGGACGCAGCCCCGGCGCGGAGUUGUGGAGGCUCGCGGGCGUCCGGCCGUGCUCGGUGUCGCUCGACUUCAUCGGCAAGUUGAAAUUCCGCAUCCAGCCGCACACCUCCUUCAAGAAGGUCUGGGAGGGACGCGUGGUCUCCAUCCUGGGCGCGCCUUCGCCCUCGAGCAGGGCGAGCGACCCCGGGACUUCGUCUGUGGGGCCGCAGCAGCGCGUUCUCUCCAUCUGGGCCUGCGACCAGCUGGAGGGCCGCCACCGCGGCUUGAUGCGGCGGAACCGCGAGCGCGUCGCCUUUGGGCACGUCGCAUGCAUGGGCGCAGAUAUUUCCAAGGCGAUUUCCGCGGCCGCGUCGUCCUCCGAUGUCGCCGGUCCCUCGCCCCUGUCGCCGCGCCUCUCGUUCUGUCCGGCGGUCUUGGAGAUCACCGACCCGUCUACAUCGGUCAUGUCUGAGAGCCUCGACCUCCAGCGCUUCAUCGACACCUUCUUCCCCCUCCCUUCGCGGUACCGCGUGCUGUGGCGCGGCCCGAGCACGUCCGCUGCCGCCGGCGCUUCGUCCGCUGCCGCCGGCAAGGGGUCGGCGCUCUCUGGGGCGCCGCUCACCCUCUGGAUCGGCGUCCCGCCCUCCUCGCUCUUUGUCUGCGUGGGACUUGCGGCGACCGCCAGUGCGAGCGCGAGCCCGGCGCCGAAUGCCCUGCGGUGCAUCCCUAAAAAGUGGAUUCGCGAGGGCGGGGAGCGCGCGACCUACCUCGGCGAGAAGCGCGCGCACUUCUCGACUUUUGGCUCCGCGGGCGACGCGGACUUGGCGCUGCUGCUAGAAGCCGAGAAGAAGCUCGCGAUGCGGAAACCCGCCCACCGCCGGAACGACGACCUCACGCUGUGGAGCGUCGGCGAAAUGGCGCUGAUGGCCGCGACUGUCGGCGGAGAGGAAGGCCCCAAAGCCGACGAAAACGCGAAGAAAACGCGCUACCCCGUCCCUCUUCCUGGCGCGAGCACAGGAGGCGUCCUCUGGGGCGACUUCGUCGCCCGCUCUUUCCGGCUCGAGCAGGAGUGGCCGCAGACUUCGCCUGGUCACUUGGCGAGUGCUCCGUCCUCCGAGCCCCAGGACCUGCUGACCCAGAGGGAGCCCGAGGCGGACAUCAGCCGAGCCACGGCGCUCAUUCCGCGCCUCGUCCCGAAAGCAAAGGGGGCUUGGUAG